AUGGCAAACUCACAAACAACCACAGAGCGACAUUCGCUCUUCCACCGCAGCAAGAUCUUGCUCGUCAGCGCCUUCAGCACUGCUGCAUCUACUUCACCUCGCGGAGCUAUCAAGGGCAAGACACCGCUUUCCACUAUUCAAGCCGAAAUAGAGCAGCGUGCACCGCGCUACAGCAAGGACGAUGAAUACGAAGCCGUCACCACGCUCAAGCUCGAAAGGGGCACGCAAGGCGAGGUCCUUGUCAAGAAGUCUCUGAGGUCUGGAAACGUAUUCGUUGUCAAGCAUACCAAAUACAACCGAGCCACAGUGGACAAUCGAACAAUCCUCGAUGGUGACCGCAACCACAAAGUCCCCACGGAGGCCGUUAUCGUCAAGGAUCUACUGAAACCGCACCCCAACGUCGUUGUCGUGCACGACUUCUUCAUGAACAAGAACGCCCCAGGACGAUACUUCAUCUACAUGGAUGCCUGCAACGGAGGAGAUCUUCACGAACAAAUUUGCCACUGGCAUCUUCGCAAACAGAUCGUACCAAAGGUCUUCCUCUAUCACUUGAUAGUGCAAGUCUCUGACGUGUUCGCAUUUCUGCAUCACGGCCUUCGUCACUCCACAGGCUCCUGCUACACUCAAGACGAAGACCACGAAGCCGUCGUUCAUGGGGAUAUCAAGCUCGAAAACUUCUUUCUAAACUGGUCGUCUCGAAACAUCGGUGGCUUGCCAGACAUUGUCAUCGGUGACUUUGGCCACGCCAAACUCCUCUCUGAUCCAGAACCUCGUGUUGAUUGUGGGACGGAGGGUUGGAACUCACCCACAGUGACGGCGCGCUACAAGAAGUGCGUGGUUAAGGAGCUCGACUUCCGCCUGACCAGAUCCGAAAAGCUCAAAAUCUACUACGACAUCGGAAAACAACGAAACCUCAGUGACGACGUCUACUCCCUUGGCCUCGUUUUUGCAACAGCCGCAAACGACGCUCCUACUCGCGUGUACCCUUCUUGGCCAGUCGGUCAGGACGAGGAAGUUUUGUCGUUGUCAAGAGAGAAUUACCUGCGAGAUAUCGUGUACGGCUGUUUGCGAGUGGAUCCGGAGAAGAGAGUCUCGAUGAGUUUCGGCGAGAAGGGAAUUCUUGGCGAGGUGAAUCGCAUGAGAAGCGCGAGAGAUCGACUGCUCGCUCAAGGGGUGAAGAUCGAUCCAACAGACUGGUUUCGUAUUCCUACUCCUACCAGUACGGCAAGCACGAAGUGA
Cercospora beticola is the source of this 1239-nucleotide messenger RNA. RefSeq names its product protein kinase family protein. Gene Ontology annotation, biological process: protein phosphorylation. Gene Ontology annotation, molecular function: ATP binding; protein serine/threonine kinase activity. The record is from RefSeq and is a predicted model, not a curated record. NCBI's taxonomy places the organism in Eukaryota, Fungi, Ascomycota, Dothideomycetes, Mycosphaerellales, Mycosphaerellaceae.